CGUUACAUAUCUCCAGGUGAUGGGAAGAUGGAGAUGACUUCUGGAGCACGAUGAUCGGGAUGGGAACGGUUGUUAUUGGUGGAGGAAGUGGUUUUAUUGGCAAGACACUAAGUAAAAUUCUGAGAGCUAAAGGUUAUGGUGUCGUCAUAGUUUCUCGCAAACCGGGACCCUUCUCUAUGACAUGGUCAGAACUUUCUGAUAAAGGUCUUCCCGAAAACUCGACAGCAGUCAUAAGCUUAGCCGGACAGAAUGUUCUUGAUCCAACUAGGAGGUGGACACCUGGUUUCAAACAGAAUGUUUGGUCAAGUCGUGUUCACUCUACGCGCUCCUUAGCUGAAGCCAUCAAGAAACUACAGACACCACCAAAGGUUUUUGCAUCCAUUUCAGGUGUAGGUUUUUACAAACCUAGUGAAACUGAAGAGUAUACAGAAUACAGUAUAGGAGGAAAUCACGAUUUUCUUUCAAGGCUUUGCAAAGAUUGGGAAGAGGCAGGAGAAUUGCCAAAUGAUAUUAAUACACGAAGAGUGGUUGUUCGAAGUGGUGUCGUGCUUGGGCGGCAGGGUGGAAUGAUUCAACAAAUUUUCUUGCCAUUUUAUUUUGGAUUAGGUGGACCUAUCGGAACUGGAAAUCAAUUCAUGCCCUGGAUUCACAUUCAAGAUAUUGCUGGAAUUUUCUUGCACGCAAUCGAGAAUGAAGUAAAAGGAAUAUUAAAUGGUGUUGCUCCAGAAAUUAUUACAAACAGAGAAUUCACCAAAGCUUUUGCAGCUGAGCUACGAAGACCUGCCUUGAUACCACUUCCGGUAAAAGUAUUAAACAUGGCCUUCAGUCCCGAGAGAGCUAUAAUGAUGACUGAAGGGCAAAAAGUUAUUCCACAAAGAACACUCGAAAUGGGCUAUAAAUAUAUUUUUCCAGACAUCAGGUCGGCAUGUAAAGAAUUUGCUCAUUUAAUCUACAAAAAGAAAUGAGCAACUUAAGAAUAAAUACAUAAUUUGUAUUUUAAACUGUAGUUUAUUAUUUUAUUUAAAUAAGUGCUUUAUAAAACUUCAAUUUCUUUGUAAAGAAUUUGCUCUUAAUUUAGGUUAAUAAAUAUUUUAAUAAAAUGAUGAAAUUAAUAAGUUUGCAUUUUAAGUUAUAUAUGAAUCUGUAAGUGAAAUUUCUACAAGUUACACAAUUUUAUUACAUUGAUUGCAAGAAAUUCAAUUAAAAUAUCCCUCUUAAUCAUUAAAGCUAUAUAUGUAAUUUCAAAUAAUUGAAUAAAUGUUUAUAUUCUAUAUAAUCAUUGCGUCUUAUGAAAAUAUGUUUUCAUAUUAAAGGAAAACAGAUAAAUUCAACAAUUUAAAACAGAGCAGUUUUUCACAAUGAACAUAUAACGAUUUUCAUCUUUUCAUUCAGCAAGAAAAUGGACUUCUGAAAGAAGA
Centruroides sculpturatus (bark scorpion) is the source of this 1418-nucleotide messenger RNA. RefSeq names its product epimerase family protein SDR39U1-like. NCBI's taxonomy places the organism in Eukaryota, Metazoa, Arthropoda, Arachnida, Scorpiones, Buthidae. The record is from RefSeq and is a predicted model, not a curated record. Bases 51 to 965 code for a protein of 304 amino acids. The transcript has 6 exons.